AAAAUGAAAUGGGUGAGGAGCAGCACAUGCCCCCGUGACUUCCUCCUCCUCCUCUCUCUCUCUCUCUGUUUCUCCCUUGUUGGUCCCCCAGACCAUGCCGGCGCACCUCGGCUCCCUCUCGGACGGUCCACGGAGACCCUCCCGACCAGCGACGGAGGUCUGAGUGACGGCGGACGGUCUCCUUCCCGACCAGUGACGGCGGACGGAGACCCUCCCGACCAGGAUCCCGGUGCCAAGCUUCCCGACCAUCAACGAAACGAAACUCUGAGACACCCACAGGCGUGACUUUGCGCGACCCCAGACAGCCAGACUGAUCUGGCGACCUUCGCGGCAGCCUCCUGAGCGGCGAAAUACAGACGCACCCCCUCCCGACUGACCCGGUGAAUCCCAUCCCGACGACGUCCAUCCUCAGCUCCCUCUCGGUGGCGAACGGAGACUCUCCCGGCACGCUAAGGGAACAAAUUCCUCCCUCCCAUCGUGUCUCCCAAUCGGAGCUUCCGCAACUGAUCAACAGGCUCAGCCCUUGCCACUGUCGCCGUCGCUGGCCGCUACCCGUGCCAUCGCCGCAGUUCUUUGCUGAUUUCUGAACCUCAGUUGUUGAAAAAUUAGAAGGUUUCUUGUGGUAGAACUGAGUAUUUCUGUGAGCUCGUGAGAAUCCAAAAGUCGGCAAGCCAUAUGGCAGGCAUGCUACCUGGUGAUCCUUCACAUCAUGGAAUGGUUGAUAGUUCAUGUAGUCUUUCUCAUGACAAACUUGAGGAAGCUGACCAUUCAAGCUCCAGCUGGUAUUUCUCUCGAAAAGUGAUUGAGGAGAAUUCGCCAUCUAGGAAGGACGGCAUUGAUGUGAAAAAGGAGACGUAUUUCCGCAAGUCAUAUUGCACAUUGCUUCAGGAUUUAGGCAUGAGACUUAAAGUACCUCAGGUAACAAUAGCAACAGCAAUAAUAUUUUGCCAUCGGUUUUUCCUUAGACAAUCUCAUGCAAAAAAUGAUCGGAAGACCAUUGCAACAGUGUGCAUGUUCCUGGCUGGGAAGGUGGAAGAAACCCCUCGACCCUUAAAGGACGUGAUUCUUGUCUCUUAUGAAAUUAUCUACAAGAAGGAUCCUGCUGCUGUCCAAAGAAUUAAGCAGAAAGAAGUCUAUGAGCAGCAAAAGGAGCAUAUCUUACUCGGAGAGCGUGUCGUACUUGCUACGCUUGGAUUUGACCUUAAUGUUCACCAUCCAUACAAGCCUCUUGUUGAAGCAAUCAAGAAAUUUAAGGUAGCCCAAAAUGCCCUGGCGCAAGUUGCAUGGAAUUUUGUGAAUGAUGGGUUACGAACGUCACUGUGCCUGCAGUUCAAACCCCACCACAUUGCUGCGGGUGCCAUUUUCCUUGCUGCUAAGUUUCUCAAGGUGAAGCUGCCAUCUGACGGUGAGAAGUUUUGGUGGCAAGAAUUUGAUGUGACUCCCCGACAGUUGGAAGAGGUUAGCAAUCAAAUGCUGGAAUUGUAUGAGCAAAAUAGAGCUGUUCCACCUUCACAUGGCAGUGAAGUGGACGGUGUGAGUGUGAGUGCUGCAAACCAUCGGGCACCAGCAAAGGCUCUAGGAGCUCUUGAAGAAACUCAUGGCCAUCCACAGUCUACUACCACAGCUUCUACCAACCAACCUGAUAAUACAUCUCACAUGCUUUUACGUGAAGAUGUUGCAAACAAAUAUGGAGUUCAAGCCAAGCAAGGUGCACAAUUAUCUCAGCUGGAACCAUCUUAUACUGAUAAUCAAGGUGGACAUCAGAGAGGCACUCAUGGUCCCCAUACUGGCCAUGGUAGUGCAGGACCUAGAAUAGGAGAUUUGGAUAACAAGUUUGAUGACAGCAAGGAUCGAUGGUGUCAUGAUAGUGAAGCCAAGGGAGGCUAUUCUGCUUCUGAAGCUGUUUGCAAGAUUGACAAGGACAAAGUGAAGGCAGCAAUUGAGAAGCGGCGGAAAUCUAGAAUUGAUGUCAAUGACUCAAGGCCUGCAGCCAGUAAAAGAGUUGAUAUCAUGGAUGAGGAUGAUCUCAUUGAACAGGAACUUGAAAGUGGAGUUGAAUUAGCUGCAGAGACAGAAAAGAUCAAGCAGGAGAGAAGGCAGAACUGGUCUAAAUCAAUUAAUAAAACGGAUCAGGAAGUGCGCAAGGACCUUGAGGAUCGUUCCAGUGAUGAGACAAACAGAAAGUCUUCAGUGAUUGAUGGACAGUCGCAGACAAGGAAGAAAUCAAGGUCUUCUGACUCUGAACAUUUGGAUGGUAAUGGAUAUUCCUGGGAACCAUCAGUGACUGAGGAAGGAGAGUUAUCAGGGAUUGAUGUGUUGGAUGUACAUUCUCCAAAGGCCAGCUGUCACAUGUCUCCACGGUCAGCAAGAGGUGAGAAGACAAGAAGCCCUUAUGGUUCAUGGGAACAGAAGGGGCAGUCUGAUGCAAAAAACAGGACCCAUUAUGCGCUAAACUCUCUUGGCUAUCAUCACCAAGACACACGGAAAGAAACUGUUGGAAAAGUGCGGCAUGAAUACCUGGACAGAGAGCACAAGCGGCAUAAGUCUGAAAAUCCCCAUUUUAGUUCCAUGAUCGACUAGCUUUAAAUCUAAAUGUCUUCUGUGGUUGCACUGGUGGUGGUGGUGGUAUUAUGGAAAGAUGACGAAGCUAGAUUUGAUUCUUGUAUCUGGCUGGAGAAGCUAUCACCAACUUUAUGGGCAAUUGUAAAGCAAAAUGCAUUAUUUUUGUGCCGGUUAUGAGAAUCCUGACCUACAGUGAGGAAGGACUCUCCAUGGUUAAAUCAAGCCGAAGCAGAUGAGGCAGCGUGAUGGCUCUCUUGGUAAAAUGUUUGUGGUUUCUAUGGCCGUGUUCCUAAUCUUGUUUUUUAGGCCAUCGUCUGAUUUUCUUGUUAUUCGUAGUCAGAGCCAAAUUUUUCAUUGCAUAGACUUGGUUGUAAUUAUCGUCCUCUGGAAGCGCUUACUGCUUCUUAUCACCAUGACAUUUAAUGCUGAGAUAGAAGAUAUGGCAUAGUGAGACUGUAAUCAAGCUUUUCUUUA
Nymphaea colorata (pocket water lily) is the source of this 3036-nucleotide messenger RNA. Its product is annotated as cyclin-T1-3-like. The record is from RefSeq and is a predicted model, not a curated record. Gene Ontology annotation, cellular component: nucleus; cyclin/CDK positive transcription elongation factor complex. The coding region runs from base 676 to 2580 and encodes 634 amino acids. Lineage: Eukaryota; Viridiplantae; Streptophyta; Magnoliopsida; Nymphaeales; Nymphaeaceae. The transcript is spliced from 8 exons. Gene Ontology annotation, molecular function: cyclin-dependent protein serine/threonine kinase activator activity. Gene Ontology annotation, biological process: regulation of transcription by RNA polymerase II; positive regulation of DNA-templated transcription, elongation.